UUCCACAACCAGUUAGCUUUGUAGCUAAAGGGUACGGAACCCGAAAACCCACACGAACAACGCAUUUCAUUUAAUUUGUUAGUAUUUAUUGAUACAUCAAACGACAUCAAUAAUCAACGUUUGUUUACGGAUAACACGCGUGGUAACGUACCUCUAUCGAGGACAGCGUAGCUUUAAUUUGUGUUUUUCACUGCACCAGCUUUAUGUGAAGACAAAGGCCUACACACUGCUCGCUGCUUCCAAACAUGUAUCCCUCUUGGGGUAGUAACUAUGGUGGUGGCGGCGGCCAUCAACCACCUUCGCAGCAGAACUUCGGUGCGCCGAGGGGUCAGUCUCCUCAAGGCGAAGGCUUCGGGGGAGGAUUCGGGGGCUAUGGGGCUGCUACAACCGCAGCUGCACCCGGGUCAACUUUCAACAGCCUGCGGGAGCAGCAUCUCCAGCAAAUGCAGCAGCUGCAACAGCUCCACCAAAAACAGCUCCAAUCCGUGCUGCACCACGACAGGGACGUAAAUGCAAACCCCUAUGGCGGCGGUGGUCCUGCGGCCGAGUCGUGGCAAGGCAGCUCGGGAUAUGGGUAUGGUUCAACGGGGCCCGGUACCCCUUCCCCAUAUCAAGAUGAGUAUCAGUCCAUACAAGGGCCUUCCCCUUACCAAGAUGAGUAUCAGUCCAUGCAAGGCCCUUCCCCUUAUCAAGAUGAGUAUCAGUCCAUGGAAGCCGGUGCGCCCAGCCCACAACUUCAGCCGCCGCUGCUGCCACCGCAGCCCAAAGAGGCCCAGCCUCCCCCACCGGAGGCGAACCCACCCCCAUCAGAGGCGAACCCACAGGUACCCACUCAGAACAAUGGUACACCAGCGACUAAAGAGGUAAACAAGAAUCAAUCUUUGGCCCCGAAAGACCAGGCAAAUUCCUCCGUGCCGGAGGAGGAAAAGGCCGAUUUUACGUCAAUUUCGUUGCAGGAACAGCAGCAGUACUGGUACAAGCAGCAUCUCCAGAACCUCCAGAGGCUGAAAGCAGAGAAGGCUAAACAGGGCCAGGGUGAUGGCCCAACACCCCCGCCUCCCAAACCCCAGCCCCUCUCGGCAGCCGCCCCUCCCCCUCCAUCGGAACCCCCCAAGAGCGCCCCUCCACCGCCUCCACCCAAAGAGGAGCCACCACCGCCACCUCCACCUGACGGUGAAACGCCUGCCCCACCGACCCAGGACCCAAUAGAGGCGGCCCGGCUGCAGCAGCUCCAGAGCUCAGCAGCUCAGUGGCAGCAGGCCCAGCAGCAGAGAGCAGGCUACCAGUACCAAGCCCUGAUGCAGCAUCAUGCUCAGCUACAGACCAUCCUCAACCAGUACCAGCAGUGUAUCCAACAACCUGCAGAUCUAGAGACGAUGGCUAUGGCCAUGCAGUUGAGGCACUAUGAGAUGCAGCAGCAGAAGUUCGGCCCGGUGUUUGCCGACUGGGGCCGGACCUUCAGCCUGUGGCAAGAGCAGUUCCAGUCCUAUCCUCAUAAGGACCAGCUGCAGGACUACGAGUUACAGUGGAAACAGUGGCAGGAACAGAUGAACUCCACCUCGGCACACCUACAGGAGAGGGUCACCACCCUGCGAGCCAUGCAGCACCAGUAUGGAGGCAGCAGCAGUGGUCAAUAUGGCAGUACUGGCGCUGACCAGUACAGUAGUAGGGUCCAAUAUGGUAGUGGAGGGUACGGGGACCAGUACAACCAAUAUGGUCAGUACCCCCACUCUGGCCCGGACUCACAGAUUCAACAAGGCCACAUGGUGAGCCCGUCCCAGCCAGGUAGCCAGCCCUCGUCCACCCCUGGACCCAUGUCCCAGGGCCCUCGACCAGGGCAGCACGGCCCCUCUGACGCACAACGCAUGGGAACCCCCACAGGAGAACCACACCAGGGGCCUCGACCAGGGCAGCAUGGCCCCUCCAACGCCCAACGCAUGGGAACCCCCACAGGAGAACCACACCAGGGGCCUCGACCAGGGCAGCACGGCCCCUCCGACGCACAACGCAUGGGAACCCCCACAGGAGAACCACACCAGGGGCCUCGACCAGGGCAGCACGGCCCCUCCGACGCCCAACGCAUGGGAACCCCCACAGGAGAACCACACCAGGGGCCUCGACCAGGGCAGCACGGCCCCUCCAACGCCCAACGCAUGGGAACCCCCACAGGAGAACCACACCAGGGGCCUCGACCAGGGCAGCACGGCCCCUCCGAUGCCCAACGCAUGGGAACCCCCACAGGAGAACCACACCAGGGGCCUCGACCAGGGCAGCACGGCCCCUCCAACGCCCAACGCAUGGGAACCCCCACAGGAGAACCACACCAGGGGCCUCGACCAGGGCAGCACGGCCCCUCCAACGCCCAACGCAUGGGAACCCCCAUAGGAGAACCACACCAGGGGCCUCGACCAGGGCAGCACGGUCACUCCAACGCCCAACGCAUGGGAACCCCCACAGGAGAACCACACCAGGGGCCUCAGGCAGAGCAGUACAACCUGUCUGGACCCCCUGGUAGAGGGGCAGGCCCAGGAGGGAGAGGGGCAGGCAGACCACCAGGUCCACCUGGAGGUCAGCCUCCACCCUACCAAGGUCCCAGAGGACCAAGGUUUGAUGGUCCGAGAGGGAAUGGCCCGCGGUUUGACCAGCAGCAGUCCAGUCAACAGCAGAGGUUCAAUGCUCCACCAGGUCCCUGGUUUGACCAGCAGCACCCGAGGUUCAAUCAGCUUGGCCCCAGAGGACCAGGGCCUCGGUUCGGGCAGCAGGGUCCCCAGUUCGACCAGCCCCCGAGACAGAGCCCCCCAGCCCACUUUGAAAGACCACUUGGUCCCUCAGCACCCCAGAUAGGCCCACAGCCUAAACCAGACACUAAUAAAGACACCAAAUUAUCACAGGGUAAGACUGAGACGCCAGCGGGCUCCAAGCCUCCUGGUAUUAAAUCUACUGGGCCAGCUAAACCAGGAGCAGACGGUACAACUAAGCCAGGUGACUUGGCAGAACCAAAGGAUAUGUCAGAAGACAUGAUGGAGACCCCUGAGGGCUUCUUUGUCCAAAACGACCCCAUCCCUCAGACGAAAGCAGAGGCUGCUGCUGCUGCUAGUAAGGACUCCGCUGCCAACAAGGAAGAGGUGAGCCCCCCUGCUGCUGCCGGUGCCAAGCCCCCCGUGUCCACCACCACUUCUGUAUCCCCGAAAACCGCUUCCCCUGCCAAGACCGCUCUCAAACCAGGUGGACCGGCCGGGCCGUUGAAGAACGUCAAUAACAACAACGGGCCUCGGGGACCACAGCCGCCGAAGACCGACCCAAUGACCGACCAACCCCCUGGUCUUCUGGGGCCCAUGGUGCGUGGUAGAGGGGGGUGUGGCCAGCCGCUAGGGCCUGUCAGAGGACGAGGGGAAGCGGAUGGAGGGAUGCUGGGAGGUAGAGGACGAGGGGAAGCAGGUGGAGGGAUGCUGGGAGGUAGAGGACGAGGGGAAGCAGGUGGAGGGAUGCUGGGAGGUAGAGGACGAGGGGAAGCAGGUGGAGGGAUGCUGGGAGGUAGAGGACGAGGGGAGGCAGGUGGAGGGAUGCUGGGAGGUAGAGGACGAGGGGAAGAGGAUGGAGGGAUGCUGGGAGGUAGAGGACGAGGGGAGGCAGGUGGAGGGAUGCUGGGAGGUAGAGGACGAGGGGAGGCAGGUGGAGGGAUGCUGGGAGGUAGAGGACGAGGGGAGGCAGGUGGAGGGAUGCUGGGAGGUAGAGGACGAGGGGAAGCAGGUGGAGGGAUGCUGGGAGGUAGAGGACGAGGGGAGACAGGUGGAGGGAUGCUGGGAAGUAGAGGACGAGGGGAAGUGGGUGGAGGGAUGCUGGGAGGUGGAGGGAUGCUGGGAGGUAGAGGACGAGGGGAAGCGGGUGGAGGGAUGCUGGGAGGUAGAGGACGAGGGGAAGUGGGUGGAGGGAUGAGGGGGCGAGGUGGUUUGAGGGGACGUGGAGGAAAACAGGCCGGGAUCCCAGACUUCAGUCCCAAUACUAUCCCUCUGGGAGGUGGGAGGACGGAGGACGACAUGGAGGGGGUUCCUUAUGACUACAGACCUCCACGUGAAGAGAUGAGAUCACAACAUGGACGACAGGAGGAAGACUGGCAGGAGUGGCAACAGGACCCUCCACUGGAGAAACCUGGAGGGCCUACCCUGCCUGAAGAGGAGAUGUGGGUCCCUGAAGAGCACCACUACCCUCCAGAGGACUACUACGAAGACCCAGGGAGAGGAGGUCCCCCUAUGGGGAGAGGAGAGCCUCUAGACGGGCAUCACUGGGAGGAAGCAGACCCCCAACCUCCAGAGUACUGGGGAGAGGAAGGAGAUCCAUACUGGAUGGACCAGAGGCCCCCUCCUCAUGGCAUGAGAGGAGGCCACAGAGCCCCCUUCCCUCCUGGGCGUGGUCGCCCCCCACGGGGCAGGCCCGGCUUCAUGCACCAUGGGGGUCCCAGACGCCCUCUUCCUCACGGAGCCAUGGACCCCCAUGACCCUCUAGGGUCCCCCAUGGGGCCUGACGAUGACAUGGACCCUCUGGGACCCCCGCUGCAUCGGGACUACGACCCCCGCAGGCCGCCCAUGCACCACGAUAUGAUGGAGAGAGACAUGAGGGGGCGGCCGCCUCCACCUAGGGAGAUGAUGGGGCCUGGUGGUCAUCCUCCAUACCACGACAUGGAGAGGGACCCUGGCUGGCCCCCAGGCCCUGGACGACCCCCCCACCUCGGCAGAGAUGGGCCAAGAGGUCCCCCUCCGCCUCCCCAUGAGAUGAUGGAGCGGGGAGGGAUGAGGAGGCGUCCGAUGGGCCCUCGGGGCGCCCCAAUGGGCAUGAGCCGGGGCAUGAUGCGGCAACCACCUCACCCACUCGAGGACUUGGAGGGGUACCCCCAUGAGGGGUAUGGGGAGGAGUUUGGUGGUCCCAGUGAUGAUGGGUAUGGAAGACCGCUGCCGCCACGUGACUGGCCGGACCACCCCACACAUGAGUACGACUGUGAGGAGGAGUAUUAUCCCCAUGAGCCGCCUCCUCGUGUUGGGGAGUGGGACAGGGAGAGAGGAGGACCACUAUCAGAGAGGGACUAUUCUCCCUACCCUCCCCGCGGCCCUCCACCUCCCCCAGACCGCUUCCGAGAGGACGAGUGGGCCGAUGAGAGAGACGGAGACCGUCCUCCAUACCCCUACGAGGGAGACGAGCGUGGUAGAGGAGGAGAGCUCCGAAGUCGUGACUACCUGGACGACCCUUCAUACAGGCACAAUGAACCCCCCUACCCGCCCCCUGCAGAGUGGGAGAGACCCAGACCACCCCUUCCAGAGAGAAACUACCCCCCAGACUUUGAGGACCGUAGGCCCCAUUACGAUGGGCGACCCGAGCCCCUUAGAUCAGAUCUAGGUAUCCCUCCACUCCCACCUUCCCAGGCCCCUGCUCCCAGUACUGGACCAGACGGCUCUCAGGAACCAGCCUCACAGGGAACUGGACCGGGCAUACUGGCGCUGUCACAACGACAACAUGAGAUCAUCCUGAAAGCUGCCCAAGAGCUGAAGCUCAUCAGGUCUGUUUCUCUGGUACUGAACAGAGAAAUGCAGGAGGGUAAGACUGAGGGAGAGGCCCUACCCGUCAUGUCUGACCCCAGGACGGAGCUCCCUGCUGGGCUACUGGGAUUGGAGAUCCCCCCUGAGGUCCGCAGUGCCCUCCAGGCGACCAACCUUAUGUCAAGCUCAGUGACAUGGGGAGACCCCAAACUUCCAGAUUCUGGUUACUUGUCCUCUGCUCCUCCAGUCCCCAAACCACCAGUCAUCCCCAAGACUGUCGACUAUGGACAUGGACAUGGACAUGACCUUGGGGAUGCCACGGUGGAGCGGAUCUCUUACGGUGAGAGGAUUGUGUUGCGGCCCGAUCCCUUACCUGACAGAGAGAGGGAGAGGAGCUAUGAAAAAGAACCCCUUGGCCCCCUGAGAGAGAGAGACCCUUACCACAGAGACAUGUACUACGACAGACGACCGGUAGACCCCUACACGGAGCGCAGGGAGUACAGCAGGGAGAGGGAGAUGUACAGAGAAAAACCUCCCAUGGACUUUGAACGAGAACGAUUUGAGAGGGAACGCUUUCCGCCUCGAGAUGACAGACCACCCCCCGGCCAUCCUCCACCUCGUCCUGGCUACAGGGAGAGGGACUUGAGGGAGGGCAGCCGGACCAGUAGAGACGGAGAGGAUCCUUAUGGAAGGCCUGGGGGUUAUGACAGACCUCCGUACGAGCGCGGGCCUGAGCGCUAUGACCAUGGUGCUUCACCAUACGGUGAACGGAGGAGUUACCCAGAGGAGAGAGGAGGAGGAGUAGGCCCCACGUCGUCCCACCCUCCUCCUCCCCCGCCACCAGCUGCUCCUCCUUCCAGGAUCGAGAAGAAACCAGAGACCAAGAACGUGGAGGACCUUCUCAAACUACCAGGCCGAGACACACGUCCAGAAAGGAUUGUCAUCAUAAUGAGAGGGCUACCAGGAAGUGGUAAAAGUCAUGUAGCCAAGCUGAUAAGGGACAAGGAGGUGGAGUGUGGAGGGGCUCCUCCCAGGGUGCUGGGAUUAGACGACUACUUCAUGACGGAGGUGGAGAAGAUGGAGAAGGACCCAGAAACAGGAAAACGAGUCAAACUCAAGUGUCUGGAAUACGAGUACGAAGCCGAAAUGGAAGAGACGUACAGGAACAGUAUGCUAAAAACCUUCAGGAAGACGCUAGACGACGGCUUCUUCCCCUUCAUCAUCAUCGACGCUAUUAAUGACAGGGUUAAAUACUUUGAUCAGUUCUGGAGUGCUGCCAAGACUAAAGGCUUCGAGGUGUACUUGGCUGAAAUCUCGGCAGACUAUCAGACUUGCGCUAAAAGAAAUGCCCACGGGCGGAAGAUUAAGGAUAUUCAAAAGAUGUCCAGUAACUGGGAAUCGUCUCCACGUCACAUGGUGCGCCUGGAUAUCCGCUCUUUGCUUCAGGAUGCUGCUAUUGAGGAGGUUGAGAUGGAAGACUUCAAUCCUGAUGACGAGCCGCUGACGGAGCCCAAGAAGAAGACUGAGGAGGAGGAAGAAGACGUUAAGGGUUACAUUCCACAAAGCAAAUGGGAGAUGGACACUUCUGAUGCGAAACUCGACAAGCUGGACGGCCUGGUGAUGGGGGGAAAGAGGAAGAGGGAGGGAGAUGACAUGGCAGGCAUGGAGGACUUCCUUCAGCUGCCAGACGACUACGCCACGCGCCACUCUGAGCCCGGCAAGAAGAGGGUUCGCUGGGCUGACCUCGAAGAGCAGAAGGACGCCGAACGCAAGCGUGAUAUCGGCUUUGUGGUGGGUCAAACAGACUGGGAGAAAAUCACAGACCAGAGUGGACAGAUAGCUCAGAGAGCUCUCAAUCGCACUAAGUAUUUCUAAUAACAGAAGAUCACUGUCCUCACCCCUGCUUCUUGGUUUAAAGGUCUGCAGACUGAAUAUCCUGAACCCAGACUGCACACACUACCUGCCGACGUUUAGGAAAUACAUAGUUGUUUUAUUCCAUUAUUAGAAUACAGGAUAGCUUUCUCUUGCGUUAAAGACAUUUCUUGAUCUUCAUUUAGAAUAUUUGUAGAUGAUUUCCCUUCGUCCUAUGCGUUCGGUGGUAAGAUCAGUGUGCUUCUCAUUUUAUACUGUACAAGCUGUAAUGUCUACCUGUAAUGUUAGCACUGUUGCUUAUUUUAAGAGAGAAACAGAAGUAACAAUAAAGGUUUCACACCAAAAACAA
Messenger RNA from Coregonus clupeaformis (lake whitefish), 7749 nucleotides. RefSeq names its product YLP motif-containing protein 1. Gene Ontology annotation, cellular component: nucleus. NCBI's taxonomy places the organism in Eukaryota, Metazoa, Chordata, Actinopteri, Salmoniformes, Salmonidae. The transcript is spliced from 22 exons. The coding region runs from base 246 to 7403 and encodes 2385 amino acids. Gene Ontology annotation, biological process: regulation of telomere maintenance. The record is from RefSeq and is a predicted model, not a curated record.